CGAAUGACUAGAAUCAGGCAGAAAAACACUCUCUACCCUCAGGAAAGUUAGCAUUUGCAGAUAUUUAUUUCUUGAAAAAAUGCGUAUUUUCUCCCUCGCGAUUUUCGCCACUGCUGUGGCAGUGGCCGCGGCCGCCGGCCCUGUACAAGUUGGGAAGCGCCAGCUCUCUGAAUGUGUCCUUAAAUGCAUGGAUGACCUUGGCAUUUAUGACGGCCAUGCCAUCUCUCUAUGCCGGCAAACGUGUGGCGAGCGUCCAUAGACAAUCUAAGCCAUCGCCAUCCUAGCAUUGUCGUAAGAGAUAAGCGGUGGUUUCUGAUUCCAACUCUAUGGGCCCCAUUUUAGUCACAGGCGAACGCACGUUGGUUGUUGCGUGGUGUUUCUAGGAGAGCUGGGUCUGCUGGAAGUAGCAAGAGCGUCAGGCGGAAAUGAAGGACUCAAAUAAAUACAACACAAUGCCUGAGAUCUACGAGGCAUACUCAAACUGUAGGCUAAAUCAAAGGUAUAUUUCCACGAUUGACUCUUACCUAGAUAGGGGUCAUUUUUAUGGAUCCGUAUACAUGUCUCUUACAAAUUAUAAAUCAUGAUGAACCGAG
This is a messenger RNA of Colletotrichum navitas, 593 nucleotides long. RefSeq lists its product as uncharacterized. The record is from RefSeq and is a predicted model, not a curated record. The transcript has 3 exons. Bases 80 to 259 code for a protein of 59 amino acids. Lineage: Eukaryota; Fungi; Ascomycota; Sordariomycetes; Glomerellales; Glomerellaceae.